AUGUCUGCUGAUUGUUCCUUACUUUGUUCCCUUCAAUUAUGGACUUUGAAGUAUGCUGGUCUUCAUGAGCGUGAUAUAAGUGUUCAUAGUUACCAACAAAAGCCACCGCCAGUUAAAUCUUCCAUUCUUCCGUUCCUUCAUUCCAAUUCAUCUUCAGCGACGGACAAAGCUCCAAAGAAAGCGACUUAUUACGAUGAAUACAACGAUUAUUUCACUUCGCGUUCAUUACCAUUUCAUCUUUCGAACAAAAUCUUUCAUAAUCUACGCGACAAACUAAUUGAAUUCGAUAAUCUUCUUUCCACAUUAAAACUUAUUCGUACAAUAUGGCUGCGUUUCGACGUUAUUUUUCUCGUCUUUUCUAACGGUACAUUCGUUUUUCUUCACAUCGAUAAAAUCAGUCGAACAUUGAAAGAUAUAUCCAUCGACAAAACCACUUUAGCAAAAAAAUUCCAUAUUACAGCAACCAUCUCUGAUCUCUAUCUUAAUUCUCAUGGAUUCUAUGUUAUCUAUGAGACACUAUCAAAAAUUGACCUGGUUCGUUUCAACACUCCGAUCCGUUCAUUUGAUUCAAAAUUUAAUCUUGCCAAUGAAUCCGUUCGACUAAUCAGCGAAGAAUUACCACCCUAUUCAAGUACGAUACCUGUUCGACGAUGGUUUCACAUCAAUCAUGAUGCUCAUACUAUAACUGUUUGGUGGUCAAUGUUAGCCGAAGGAAUUUCAACGAAUACUCAUCUCGUCGAUGGUGACCAGAAAAAAUCCAGGUUCAAUUGCUUGUCGAUAGUCUUUUUACUAGAAAAUGAAAAAGAUCUGAAGGAGAAAAUGUAUUCUAUUCAAACCGAAACAUCAAAUCCGUAUUAUUGUUCAUCGACUUCAUCGGGGUUGACAACAGUUGAAAUGAAUGAACAUCUUGAUAAGAAUGGCGUCGAACGUACGUUCGAAUUAAGUAUUUAUUUCUAUGAAAACUUCCGUUCGGUUCCUCUUCGACUUGUUCACAUUACAUCCUUGCCAUCAUCUAUUCUAUACGUUAUUCGUUCGUCAAAUUAUACAAUCGUUUCUUUGAUUGAUGGAACGUUACUUUCAAUUGAUGAAAUCAAUCAUAUUCAACGUUCGAAAUCUUGUGCUUUAUCACGAAAUUUAACUGGUUUAUGGUGGAUCAUUGAUAAUCUAUUGUUUGCUAUAGCUGACGAGCAAGGUUCGAUAAUCUUCUAUGAUAUUGCAUUGAAUCCUAUUUGGCCUGUUUUGUCUUCGUUUAAAAAAUUAAAUUUUCAUCAAUUACUGAAUCUUGAUCAGCAUCUUAUUGCAAUCAAUCAGUUACUCACACGAACUUCAUCCUCAUCAAAUUUAACAUUUCUCCUUCAAUUUUCUCAAGGUGGCCCAGUCGGUCUUAUUGAUGUCCAUUUUCCUUUCGAAAACAUUCAUUCGCUAUUCAAAUUCUAUUUGAAUACACAAAAUUAUCAAUAUAUUAUCGAUCUAUUAUGGUGCUUAGACUGGACAAGACAAGAUAAUGAUUGUCGUUUAGCAAUAUCUUACCUUUCUCAAGAUUUAUUUCGUCGAAUGACUUCAAAAGAAUCAUUUUAUCUCGAACAAAUUCUCCGAACAUUCUAUGCACCUCUACGUCCAAUCAACGAUGCAAGUAUCUUACGCAAUCGUUCAUUUAUUAAUCAAAUAGCGAUGAAAUUCUUCUACUAUCUACUAAAAAGCAAAUACUAUUCUCAAGCAUUGCAAUUAGCCAAACAUUUGGACAACCGAGCCAUCUAUCUUGAUCUUUAUUAUGCAUGUGAUUAUGACAACGAGAAACACAUUAUGAACAUUUGUGCAGAAAGAUUACAAUUGAAUUCUCGAGAUAAGGAAACAGAUUAUGACGACAAUGAAAGCGGUUUAUCGGUAACGUCAAGCGAAGAUGAAAACGAAAAUUCUAAAGCAGUUAAAAAACGAUAUCCAGUUAUGGAUGUUAAACAAUACGGAGAUAUCAAAGAAAUCCUAGAAUCUGCAAUUGAACACUAUAAACUCGAUGAAAACAUCUAUGAACAGCGAAUUUGA
Adineta ricciae is the source of this 2040-nucleotide messenger RNA. The record is from the annotation of a GenBank genome assembly. NCBI's taxonomy places the organism in Eukaryota, Metazoa, Rotifera, Eurotatoria, Adinetida, Adinetidae.